AUGCCCCCACCACCUCAGUCGAUCGGAGAUGGCGGUGUCCUCCAGAAGAUGAAGAUGGGAGCUGUGAUGGGAGGAUCUGUUGGUCUGACCAUCGGGUUCAUCUUCGGUAGUUUCAGCAUCUUGAAGGGCGGACCAGGACCUCGAGGAGCGUUGGCGACUUUGUCGCAGUACAUGCUGUCUUCAGCAGCUACAUUCGGCUUCUUCAUGUCCAUCGGUUCCGUCAUCCGUACCGACUCUCCCUACUCUCUCAACGACGCUGCCUUUGUCACUACCGGAGCUACCACAUCAGCCUACUCGCACAUGCUCGCUCGCCGUUAUCGAGUGUUGGAGAGCGUCAGGGGCCGACGGGCUAACAACCCUAUCGAAGUCGAGGUCAAGGCUCUAUGA
This is a messenger RNA of Filobasidium floriforme, 387 nucleotides long. RefSeq names its product reactive mitochondrial oxygen species modulator 1-domain-containing protein. The record is from RefSeq and is a predicted model, not a curated record. The transcript has 5 exons. Gene Ontology annotation, cellular component: TIM23 mitochondrial import inner membrane translocase complex. The coding region runs from base 1 to 387 and encodes 128 amino acids. Gene Ontology annotation, biological process: protein import into mitochondrial matrix; protein insertion into mitochondrial inner membrane. Lineage: Eukaryota; Fungi; Basidiomycota; Tremellomycetes; Filobasidiales; Filobasidiaceae.